Molecule: messenger RNA, 2409 nt
Organism: Xenopus laevis (African clawed frog)
Lineage: Eukaryota; Metazoa; Chordata; Amphibia; Anura; Pipidae
Gene: c9h21orf58.L
Product: chromosome unknown open reading frame, human C21orf58 L homeolog
Exons: 10
Coding region: 540-1469 (309 amino acids)
Source: RefSeq, a predicted model, not a curated record
UGAUUGAACAAUGUUAUCCAAAGAUAUUAGGCAAGUGAAGAUAUGGCAAAUGGGCAGGGUUCUUGCCUUUGCUUUGUACAAAUUGCCACUGUUAGUGCAUUUGUGUUUAUGUAUUCUAUGCUUCUAUGUUUCUAUGCAUGUAACUAUUGAGACAAAGCUAAUGGGAGAGGGGCGGGGAAGUUUGUACUUGUGUGACAAGCUGUUUAUGUUACUCAAUGACCCUGUGAAAGUGGAAUAGUAAGUUUCUUAUCUCUGGCAAGAAUGUGACUGGGGACUGCCAAGUCACAUGCCUUGGAUACAACGCUGUUUACAUGAGAUGGCAAGUGGCAACUGAAAAAGCUUUUGAGAAUACAUCAGUUUAUAGGCUACAGGCCUAUGCACACAGGAGUAGAGCCCCUGGACACAGAAUGUGAAAAAAGAAAACGGGACACAGCAACUUUUAUUCUCUUGACUUUUGCCAAUAGAGGAAAAUGGACUUAGUGAACUGAACUGAGAGAUUUUCCCUGUAACGUGCACGCUUGUAGGCUGCUUCUCUUACCAUGGCAGACUCCACAUUGGUUGAUCACAUGACUAGACUGAAACUGAAACUUCUGGAGAAGAGAUUAGAGAACGAACGUGAAAUGGCAGAGGAAGCUGGUGAAACUGAGCAUGAAACUGCAAGAAGCUACAAUGGACAUGAAGAAGCUCUGCAGUCAGCUUUACGAAGGAGGAAGGGUCUACUGCAUAAAUUACGUGAAGAGCAUCUUCUAGAAGAAAUUGCUCGGCCUCACACGUGGGAGGGCACACACCGAAAAAAAAAUUAUGUGGAACCCAUUCAUCAGAUAUCACCAAUGCACUUCCAUCACCAACUACCUCCUCGAGAGCCACCCAUACACUUUUAUCCACCUCCACCUCCACAAGAGCCACCCAGAAUCAUCCAGCAGCAGCUACCUCAGCCUCCAGCAACCAUAAUCCAGCAAUUACCACCACAGCAGCCCCUUAUUACUCAGAUACCCCAUCCUCAAUCACUACAGCCUGUCCGCUCUGGCAGCAUUAAGGAAGAUAUGGUUGAAAUGAUGCUUAUGCAGAAUGCUCAAAUGCAUCAGAUUAUUAUGCAGAACAUGAUGUUAAAAGCACUUCCUCCAAUGGCUCUGUCACAACCUGCAGGUGGUGUACCCUCAACACACACCUCAGCACUCCAGGACCCUAAUAAUGCUGGUCCUGUGGUCCUGAGAGCUGAAAAAAUGCGACCAUCCUCUGUGCACCAUCAUCACCACUACACCCCACCUAGCAUUCCUGGUGGGCCUCUUCCCAUGCAGCCAGGACCUGGAUAUCCAUUGUGGCCCCACAUGAUGCCAUCAAACACUAUGGGGCACAUGAAUUCAUUUCCUCCUGCUGUCCAUCAUGUUACUGGCCCAACUACCAUCCUGCCAGCCAUGCAGACUGUAGUGACAGAUGGAUUCCUCCCCAGAGUCCCGAGCGGCCUGUGAGACCGUGAGCUAAUAAGAAAAAAGUGCUUCCCAAAGCCAAAAUGCUGCAGAUCCAUUACUGGAUAUGAAGAAAUAUCAUGUACACUGGGCCAUGAAGAGUCCUAGGGAACAAAACCUUUUUUGGGAAAUUGGGGUUUUGUAAAACGAAUGGGCAUUCCGUGUGAGCUUGCUAGCAGGCUGCUAAUUUUCCAGCCAGACGUAUCUUAUAGCUCUAAAUGUUUCCUAUAACUCAAGUGACUUAAUCGGAUUUAUGAUUCAUUGCUUUAGAACCAGUUAUCCACCUAGUUUUAAUUCAUAUUUUCUAUUUUAGAAAGAAAUUUUACAUUAUUUAGAGGAAUUAUGAAGGAUCACCCGUGACAGCCUAGGGGUCCAUUUUUGUGGCCCGAACCAUAGGUUAAGGUCCCUGCUAUAAGUACUGUUGUACCAGCACACACAACAAAUUCUUUUUCUACAGAGAAAAUGUAGUUUGCAUAGACACAACAAGACACAACUACGAUUAACACUACAGAUCAUUAAAAUGCGAUACAAUAUGAUUUUCCGAUCAUACAACUAACUUUGUACUUUUUAAUACUAUCCAUUUUGCUAUAUAUUAUGAACUGUUCAUUUAAAUGUUGCACUAAAUACAUUUUUGUUUAUAUUACCUACAAAUAAGUACAAAAUUGCCAUGAACUGUGGUAUACUGUAACUAGGUGCUAUGGGCCGGUAAAUAAUUUUGUUAAGGAACCCCACAUUAUUACCCUCAGACACUAGUUACCCAAAUACCUAUCAGCUUCUGCAUUUUUUUUCUUUUAGGCAUAAAGUCUUAUUGCUUGAGCUGAUGGGACCCCAUCAGGUCCCCGUGGCAGGCUGCAGCAUUGAUCCCUGCAACCCAUGGGUAUAGCCCCUUUAGUUCAUUACAUUUGUUUUUGUCUUAUUAUUAGAUAAUAAAAUAUAAUAAAUA